Molecule: messenger RNA, 931 nt
Organism: Trichogramma pretiosum
Lineage: Eukaryota; Metazoa; Arthropoda; Insecta; Hymenoptera; Trichogrammatidae
Product: sodium/potassium-transporting ATPase subunit beta-2-like
Exons: 5
Coding region: 1-909 (302 amino acids)
Biological process (GO): intracellular potassium ion homeostasis; intracellular sodium ion homeostasis; sodium ion export across plasma membrane
Cellular component (GO): sodium:potassium-exchanging ATPase complex
Molecular function (GO): ATPase activator activity
Source: RefSeq, a predicted model, not a curated record
AUGUCCUUUGCAACGACGACGACGAAAGCAGCCAACGUCGGCCUGUUCUACCUGUGCUUCUACGGCGUGCUGUUCGCCGCCUUCUUCCUGCAGCUCUGGGCGACGCUCAAGUACGUGCAGUCGUACGACGGCCCGGUCUACACCUACAACAAGGCGACGGCGAGGCUCUGGCUUGGCUCGGGCUACGAGAUCGAUUACCUGUCCUCGAGCAUCAGCGUCAAGCCGGACGACAUAAUGGCCCGUGCGAAUCCGCCGCUGAUCCUGGUCAGCGAGUCGACGGCCCAGCGCAAGAGCAGGGCCAAGAGCUACGUAAUCGCGGUGAGGGACAUGCUCGGCGAGUAUCGCCAAGCGCCCAAGGAUAAGUACGAGCUCGAGUGCGACGAGCGGGUGCUGCGCGACCCCGCGAAGAAGGACAGUGCUGGUGGUGGAAGUAUUCAGGAGGAGCCGACCAAGCCGUGCUACUUCGAUCUGGCCAAGCUCGGGGCCUGCUCCAAGUCGCCCUACGGAUACGCGCCGCCCAUCGUCGAUCCCUGCGUCUACAUCAAGUUCAAUAAAGUCCUGAAGGGGGUGCCGAUCUUCUACACUCAAGCCUCACAGCUGCCCAGCGACAUGCCCGAUUGGCUCAAGCAAGUCGUACGAAAAUCCGAUAAGCCGCACGUGUGGCUGUCGUGCAACGGCACGAGCUUCGAGGACAUGCUGCACAUGGGCGAGAUCGAGUAUCUGCCGGGGCCGGGAUUCCCCGUCCAGUACUUCCCGUACGACGGCCAUCCGGACUACCUGUCGCCGAUGGUGGCGCUCAAGUUCAGACGGCCCGCAGUGAACGAGCUGAUAAACAUCGACUGCACGACCUGGGCGCACAACAUCGACAGGAGUUUCAAAUUUCGCUUCCGCAUGCUCAUCAAGGUGUGAUGCGGUCAUGAAGACGACGCGA